This is a messenger RNA of Lipotes vexillifer (Yangtze River dolphin), 2463 nucleotides long. RefSeq names its product FA complementation group G (gene FANCG). Gene Ontology annotation, cellular component: Fanconi anaemia nuclear complex. The record is from RefSeq and is a predicted model, not a curated record. Bases 474 to 2198 code for a protein of 574 amino acids. Gene Ontology annotation, molecular function: protein binding. The transcript has 13 exons. NCBI's taxonomy places the organism in Eukaryota, Metazoa, Chordata, Mammalia, Artiodactyla, Lipotidae. Gene Ontology annotation, biological process: interstrand cross-link repair.
GAGGGAAGAGCUGAGCCGCGGGUUUCGGGUUUUUGAGGUCGACUUAAGGCUUUGGCCUCCGCGAGGGCUGAGCAACGGAACGGCGAGCCGUGUGACCUACCCACUCAGACACGCCCCCGGCCUCUGGCCCGCCUCUGCCUUCCCCACAGGUCUGGCCCCGACUCGUUUCUUCUUCCAGUUUCCCGCGGGGAGUAACCAUUGACGACGACCAACCGCAGCCGAGCAUUUUGCCGGCCGGGCCAAUCCGAGGCGCGGGUGGAAGCGGCGGAGGUAGAAGCCCCGCCAGGCAGCCAGCGGGGUGUCCGUUUCUCCCGGAAAGGGUAGGCCGACCCGGCUGGAAGCCCGAGGGGAGCAAAGGAGCCUUGGCGGGGUGCGGAAGUGCGUGGGCCUCUCCGCUCUCAGUGGGGCGUUGGAGGGGCCAGGCUUAUCCUUCAGCGGCCCUCUUCACGUGUCGGGGCCCAGUCUCGGCCGCCAUGGCUCACCGGACCCCUCCGGGCUCUUCAGCCUCACACGCCAGCUGCCUGGACCUGUGGAGGGAAAAGAAUGACCAACUAGUUCAACAGGCCAAGGUUGCUCAGGACUCAGGUCUGUCUCCGAGGCGACAGCAGUUGGCCCAAGAUGCACUGGAAGGGCUCCGGGGACUCCUCCAUAGUCUGCAGGGGCUCCCUGCGGCUGUUUCUGUUCUCCCCUUGGAGCUGACUGUCAUCUGCAAUUUCAUUACCCUGAGGGCAAGCCUGGCCCAGGGUUUCACUGAGGACCUGGCGCAGGAUAUCCAGCAGGGCCUAGAGAGAGUGCUGGAGACCCAGGAGCAGCUGAAGGCCAGGCUGGAACAUGGGCUCAGGGGGCUGUGGGACUCCGUCCUCUAUGUUUCCUCCCUUCUGCCGGAGCUGCUCCCUGCCCUUCACCACCUUGCUGGCCUGCAGGCUGCCCUUUGGCUGAGCACUGACCGUCUUGGGGACCUGACCUUACUGCUGCAGACCCUGAACGUUAGCCAGAGCAGAGCCUCUGAGGAUCUGCUGCUGCUCCUGAAAACUUGGAGGCCCCCAGCUGAGGAGUCAGAUGCUCCGUUGACCCUGCAGGAUGCCCAGAACUUGAGGGGUGUCCUUCUGACAGCAUUUGCUUAUCGCCAAGGUCUCCGGGAGCUGAUCACAGGGAACCUGCCCAGGGCACUGAGCAGCCUGCAUGAAGCGGCCUCAGGUCUGUGCCCACGGCCUGUGUUGGUCCAGGUGUACACAGCCCUGGGGACCUGUCUUCGUAAGAUGGGCAGUCCACAGAGAGCUCUGCUGUACUUGGUUGCAGCCCUGAAAGGGGAAUCAACCUGGGGUCCCCCGCUUCUGGAGGCCUCCAGGCUGUAUCGGCAACUGGAGAACACGGCAGCAGAGAUUGAGUGUCUGGAGCUGCUGGUUGAGGCCUUGAGUGUCGCUCAUAUCCCUGAAGCCCCACAGCUUCUCAUUGAGGUAGAGUUACUACUCCCACGACCUGACCCAGCCUCACCCCUUCACUGUGGCACACAGAGUCAGGCCAAGUACCUGCUGGCAAGCCGAUGCCUACAGAUGGGAAGGGCAGAGAAUGCUGCAGAACAUUACCUGGACCUGCUGGCCCUGUUGCUGGAUGGCUCGGAGCCAAAGUUCUCCCCACCCCCAUGCCCCCCAGGGCCCUGUGUGCCUGAGGUGUUCUUGGAGGCAGCAGCAGCGCUGAUUCAGGCAGGCCGAGCCCAAGAUGCUUUGACCGUGUGUGAGGAGCUGCUUAGCCGCAUGUCAUCCCUGCAUCCCAAGAGGCCCCGGCUGUGGGAAGAUGCCAGAAGAGGGACCAAAGAGUUACCACACUGCUCACCCUGGGUCUCUGCCACCUAUCUGCUUCAGGGCCACGCUUGGGUGCAACUGGGGGCCCAAAAGGAGGCAAUUAGUGAAUUUAGCCGGUGCCUUGAGCUGCUCUUCCAGGCCACACCCAUGGGUAAAGAACAAGGUAAUCAAGACGCUUCCUUUCACCUGCUUCAGACUCUGAGGAGGCUGGAUCGGAGGGAUGAGGCCACUGCUCUCUGGCGGAGGCUGGAGGCCCAAACUGAGUUGCCACAGGAGAAUGCUGCAUGGUCUCUCCCCCUGUACCUAGAAACCUGUUUGGGCUGGAUCCAUCCCCCUGACCGUGAAACCCUUCUUGAGGAAUUUCGGACGUCUCUGCUGGAGACUUGUGACCUGUAGCUGCCAGCGUUUCAAAGAACCUGAGCUGGGGCCUCGGGGCCAUCUGUGGGGAGGGCUUUCUGCUAUACCGUCCUUGAGGAACAUGGCUGGAGCUGACCAUUCCAAUAUAAGUCUGGCAUUGGAGAGGCUGGUGGUAGUUCUUCAAAAUUUGGUCUGGUUAUUGCUGUCUGGUUUCAGAAGAAGCCCCCCUUCCACCAACAAGGCAUUGACUUUGCUCAUAGCACCUUUUUUCCUGUUUCUUUUUUCAUGUGUUGAGUAAAAUUUC